Messenger RNA from Carassius auratus (goldfish), 5238 nucleotides. It is a transcript of the gene pak4, whose product is annotated as p21 protein (Cdc42/Rac)-activated kinase 4. The record is from RefSeq and is a predicted model, not a curated record. Gene Ontology annotation, molecular function: ATP binding; protein serine/threonine kinase activity. Bases 226 to 2205 code for a protein of 659 amino acids. The transcript is spliced from 10 exons. NCBI's taxonomy places the organism in Eukaryota, Metazoa, Chordata, Actinopteri, Cypriniformes, Cyprinidae. Gene Ontology annotation, biological process: protein phosphorylation.
CAGUCUGGAGGCAGUGUUCUGCUCAGCGGUCAGUUCCCCGGAUGAAGGUUGAGCGUGAAUAUGGCGCAGAGAGCACGAGCAGCGCGCCCGUGAGGGUUUCUGUCUGAUACGCGCAUAUUUAGCCCGCUUAAGCUAACUUUACACUCAAGAAACUUCACCGACCCUAUGAAGUUUAUUUCUCAGCGGACAUACAUCUCACUACAGGUCUGAUGCUUUGCUGCAGCCAUGUUCACCAAGAAGAAAAAGCAACGGAUUCAGAUCUCGGCCCCCUCCAACUUUGAGCAUCGUGUCCACACUGAUUUUGAUGAGCAGGAGCAGAAGUUUGUGGGGCUUCCACGCCAGUGGCAGAGCCUCAUUGAGGACACAGCCAGAAGGCCCAAACCUUUCAUCGACGCCACGGUCAUCACUACUGUAGAGCCACGCAAGGCAAUUGUACGGGGUCGUAAGAUCGGUGACGAUGGCUCUCUCACAUGGCUUUUGGAUGAGUUUGAGACCAUGUCGGUGAUCCGCUCAAACUCGCUGCGCAGAGACAGUCCACCAACGCAACCACGCCGAGACUCUGGAUCAUUGGGAGGGGGCUAUGAGAACGGAGAACACUCCCAAUAUAGACACCCUGAUCGAUAUGGAGACAGCAAAGAGAGGGAGAAACCACGUCAGGAGCACCCAGGUGCUGAUCCCAGACAGUCUCAGCGCCCAGCCCGGUCAUCCAGAGAGGACAGCCGACCUCACCAGCAGCCUCGUGGACAGGAGCCCAACAGACACAAAGAGCCUGACUGGUCAGGAGGGCCAGCCGCACCGCCCCAGCACAGAGAACACGAACGAGACCGAGACCGAGAGCCACGUGAAUAUCGUAAUCAGGUGGUGAGGCGAGAGGGGGCCAACGAUAAGAGGCCCAAAUCUAGCUAUACCGGGAGGGACAGCAGCCCACAAUCACCCCGUGAGAAGAGACCACUAUCUGGGCCAAAUAUUCGCACCCCUAACCUACCUGUUACAGAGGGAGUGAUAAAGACUGCACAGCAGACCAGCCGACCUUUCAACACAUACCCACGAUCCGAAAGUGACGCAGGGAGGAGCCCCAGUGGUCAGGAUUUAAAACCAGGAAAAUCUCAUGAGCCUCCCCACCACAAUGGCCCAUCUACUGGGGCUGUCCGGGGUGGAAACAGCAGCAGUAAAAGUGGUUCUCAGGGGCAGCACAGAGCAGAGCCCCAGCAUCACGCCUCCCACCCAGCCUUAGGCCCUGAGCCCCCUCACAGCCAGCAGAUGCCCCCAGUACCAAAACCGUCAGCCCCAGCUGCACCCCCACAGCAGAGGGAGCCGCAGCGGGUCUCCCACGAGCAGUUCCGUGCUGCCCUGCAGAUGGUGGUUGACCCUGGGGACCCACGCACAUUUCUGGACAACUACAUCAAGAUCGGUGAAGGUUCCACCGGCAUUGUUUGUAUUGCUACAGUGAAGACCACGGGCAAGCUGGUGGCUGUAAAGAAGAUGGAUCUGCGAAAACAGCAGCGACGAGAAUUGCUGUUUAACGAGGUGGUGAUCAUGCGGGACUAUCACCAUGAGAACGUGGUGGAGAUGUACAACAGUUACUUAGUAGGGGAUGAACUCUGGGUUGUCAUGGAGUUCCUUGAGGGUGGAGCUUUGACUGACAUAGUCACACAUACCAGGAUGAAUGAAGAACAGAUUGCCACCGUUUGUCUGUCUGUUCUGAAAGCUCUCUCAGUCCUUCACUCCCAAGGAGUCAUUCACAGAGACAUUAAGAGUGAUUCUAUUCUUCUCACCCAUGAUGGCAGGGUGAAGCUGUCCGACUUUGGCUUUUGUGCCCAGGUCUCUAAAGAGGUGCAGCGCAGGAAGUCUCUUGUAGGAACACCCUAUUGGAUGGCCCCUGAGCUCAUCUCAAGACUCCCAUAUGGACCAGAGGUGGAUAUAUGGUCACUUGGCAUUAUGGUCAUUGAAAUGGUGGAUGGAGAGCCGCCAUACUUCAACGAGCCUCCGCUCAAGGCCAUGAAGAUGAUCCGAGAUAAUUUGCCACCUAAGCUCAAAAACCUCCACAAAGUUUCGCCACUUCUCAAGGGAUUCUUGGACCGCAUGCUUGUGCGAGAUCCUCCCCAGAGGGCCACAGCUCAAGAGCUGCUAAAGCAUCCCUUCCUGAGUAAAGCGGGCCCUCCCUCUUGCAUUGUUCCCCUCAUGAGACAGAACCGCAUGAGAUGAGAAGAGAAAUCUGGGUGGGAUCUGUCAGACCCCUUGAGUUCAAAGCGAAGACCCAGAUGCAAAGAUGCUCUGUUUUAAACAUCUGAAAUGAUUGAACAGGUCAAGACUUCUCGGAGAAAAGACCAAUGAUGCUACAGACAUUAGGAGUUUUUUUUUCUCCCCCAGAUAUUUUUACCACUGUUUUAUUACACUAUGAAAUGCACCAUAUUUGGUGACAUGAAAAAGACAUGAUUAGAUCCUUCACAGGUUUCCCUUUCCGACUAAUUCAGAAACACGAGAACAUGUGUUCUCUCAGUGGUUUUAUGCUUGAUCUCGAAGACUUUGCUUUUGGGUGAACCAAACUGAGGAGGUUUAGACAUUAUAAAAAUGAACCACUUGGAGACUCUAAUCCUUUCCAAACAAGGUUUUUUUUUUCUACACUUCUUCUUUUGCACCAUUACCACACUACUCAGUCCAUUUUUAACAGGAAAACAACUACUGAAGAAAACCUUUUAAAAAAGAAAAUAUGAAACUUUAGGCUCCUGUUACAACACUAAGCAAUGGUAAACACUGGAGGUGGGUUUUUUCAGACCAUUUUUAAUUUAGAUUUAAUGAACAGAGUUAUAUUGGUUUUGUUUUUAUAUUCCGUUUUGAGUGACGGUGUGAUGUUUAAAACACUGUUCUGAGAUUGAGCUGCACUCCAAUAUGAAACUUUCUCCUUUGAUGCAUUGUUCCACUUUAUGUAAUCAAGGGGGAAGGGUUGGGUGUAAGGUGUUUUUUUUUUUUUUUUCUCUCUCUCUUCCAAAACUUUCACCUUAGCACCGCACCACAUUAGCUGAGGAGGUUAAGUUGUUUUCAGUGUAGGGCAGAGGGUUCCUUUCAUGUGUCGCCCAAAUCCUCCAGCUAAGUAGCAUACAUCUUUGAAGUAUUGUGGCCUUUCUCUGAAGGAUUCAUUGUGGAUGGUCUUGCUGGAGAGAUGUUGAACUAAACAAAUGUAUAGCUGAGCUUUACAUAUGCUCUAUUUUAUGAUAGCUCGUUCAAAGGAAGUGGACCAUGUUUAGAUCCCCACACACUGAAAUGUAGGCCAGAAUGCAUCUGCACUCGUGUAAUUGGUCAUUUCCACUACUGCGUUUUGUUAUAAGAGCACCACGACGUUCAAGGAUUAAGAGAGGAGUAGUGGAACAACCAAAGGCUGAUUGAGAUUGUGAAGGUUUAUAAUACUAAUUAGUCCAAGUACACUACAUCACAUCAUGCAAAAAGACUUGUUUAUCUUUAUACGAAAAUUCUGUCAUAUAUUCACCCUGUAUAACCUUUAUUCAAGAUGACAUCUUAUGCAUGUAGGGUUGACACGGUAUGAGGGUGAGUUUUUUUGGGUGAACUAUCCUGUAUCUUCAAAGAGUCACAAAGAUCCAGGACCAGAGUGGAUGGGUGCAAUGAAGAAGAAAAAAAAAAAAGUCUGUUUAAAAAUUAUUCCGAUUUGUUGUAGUGACUUAUGAAUACUAGCUAAUCAUUUAUGAGAGUCAAGUGAAUGCAUGUUUGUGAGAAGAUCGAGGUCGCAUUUACAUUCUGUCAUUCACAAAUUGAGGAAGAAUUGUAGAGAUUAAUCCUAGACUGAUGUGGUAGCUUAUGUAUUUAUCUGGAGUUUUUUUCUAAAAAAAAUGAUUUUGCAGAGGGCCUAAACUGUAACACUGCAAACAUAACUCUAAUUGUAGAUGGGAAGGUUUGAGAAAAUUAAUGACAGUCGUUGACAAACAUAAAUAAUUUAAAAACACUACUAGAAUGUUAGUUUGUUUUUUCCACCAGUAAAAGAUUGAAUGGCAUUUCUUUACAUACUGGAGUUGCGUUAUUUUUUUCAGGAGGUGAAGCAUAAUGAAACCAUGACAAUCAGGCAUUGGAACAAAGAAUGUAAAUGCAUUAAAAUGUAUAUUCCGAGAUGAAUAAUUAAUGAAAUUGAGAGAAUAGUGUUUAUAUGCUCACAUUUCUCUGUGAAAUAUUGUAGGCAUUGUAGAUAGGUGUUUAAGAUCCUCGGUGCACUGAAGCAACAGGUUAGCAAUCCUACUAACAAAGAAAAACCACCUUAAUGCAGAACUGAAAGUGAAGACAUUCUGUUUAGGCAAUAGAUGUUCCACAGUCUGCUACUUGAUUUGUGACCAGCCACACUUCUUCUUUUUUUUGAUACAUCUGCAAAUGUUUAAUGACUUGACUGUUUAGGAAGAGGAUACCUCCUAUGACCACAAGCCUUAUUUAAUUGUGAAUGGAUAUUGCUGUACAGUGAGAAAAAUGGCAUAAUGCAUGGACUUUCUCAAAAGAUUGAUCUAGUGAACAUGUUGAAGAGCUUUCAGAAAUGUCUUUUCUUUAUUUUCUGAAUUACAUUACCAGGGCUGAUCAGAAAAUGAUCCCUAAUGUGGUAAGGUAAUGAACCUUUUUUUUUUUUCUCUCGAUUAUGUUCCUCGAUUCUCACGAUCAGUACUGCAAAUGCUCUCUGGAAGGGUACAUUGUAUUAUAUAAUUUGGCUUUCAUUUGUUUUCUCACCGAGUCUCAUUGUUAGACUGUCACUGCAUUAAAACUAACGGAUCGCUCAUAUUCUGCUGUUGACUUAUUUUAAGCCAGAUAGGUUUCUAAAUAAUCUUGCACUGUACUUUUUUUUUAAUUUGUCAUCAUAAUUUUCUUUUUCCAUCAUGUAGAUAGUUAAAGAGACUUGUUUUAAAGGUGGAGUAGAAGCAUGAAUGUUGUGCUCACUGCUGGCAUCCUGACAUCAUCCUAAUGUUCCCCCAUGUCUGACACUCGUUUUGGGAAUAACCCUCUUCAGCAUCUAUUAGAGACUGCUACUGACAAGCCUGUGUUUUUUUUUUUUUUUUUUUUUUGUGAAGUGUAAAAUGGUUCAUACUUGUUCAUACUGGUUCUGUUGUUUUCUUCUUUUAUUUCAAAGUAUUGUCAUUUUGGUGGACAGCUGAUGUCAGAGUUCCCUCUAUAAUAUGUGAAUUUUUACUGGUGGUAAAAUUGACACUUUUUUUUUUUUUUUUUCUUCUUUCAAAAUACAGUUUUUAAACAUCA